CCUUCCGGUAGUAUCUACAGUACCUGAUUAUCCCAAGUAAUAAGAAAUGUGAUGGCUUUGCUUUAACCAGAAUGAUAUCUCAGAGGGAUAAGGGAGACCUCGCUCGAUUUUACACUGUAACCGACCCCAAAAAACACCAGAAAGGAUACACCGUUUACAAAGUCACAGCACGGAUAAUCUCCAGGAGGAACCCUGAAGAUGUCCAAGAGAUAACUGUAUGGAAAAGAUACAGCGAUUUCAGGAAACUGCACAAGGAGCUCUGGCAGAUUCACAAAAAUCUCUACAGGCAGUCGGAACUGUUUCCUCCCUUUGCUAAGGCCAAGGUGUUCGGCCGGUUUGAUGAUUCUGUAAUCGAAGAAAGGCGACAGUGUUCUGAAGAUCUGCUCCAGUUCUCUGCCAACAUCCCCGCUCUCUAUAACAGCCAACAGUUUGAAGAUUUUUUCAAGGGCGGAGAAGUACAUGAUGGAUCAGAGCUGAUUGGCCCUGCUGAGCCCUUCUCUGAUUUUCUUGCAGACAGUUUAUCUGACUGCAGUUCUGAAGUUCAGAAAGACCUAAUUGGCAUUGAUGAUUUGACAUUCACUAGCCAAUCUGAAUAUGGAGGGCUCUCAAGUGAAAGUGAUCUGAUAUCGUUGGUGGUGGACGAAGACUCCCUCACUGAACUCGACGAUGGAAUGGCUUCAGCCGGGAACUCGCCGAACAAGCUGCUGGGAGGUCUCGGCCCGUCCCCGGAGCCCACGUGGAGGAAGGACUCUGCUGGCCAGGAUCCCGAGGCAGCCAGGAACGGUGGUGCGGAGGGGGGAAGCCGAGGAACAUUUUUCCCCAGCCCCAGGGACCUAAGACCCAAACAGGGAAAGAAGGACUACCUGGAGAGGGCAGGAGAACAGAUCAAGAUGGCUGUGCAGAAGGAAACGGAACUGGAUUAUGAGGCCGCCUUCUCUUUCUACAGAACUGGUGUCGACCUGCUUCUCCAAGGAGUGCAAGGUGAGCCCAGCCCCACCCGGCGGGAAGCUGUGAAGAAGAAAACGGCAGAAUACCUGAUGCGUGCUGAACAAAUAUCCAGUCUGUAUCUGAAAGCGACGGGGGACAACGACUCCGUACAGUCUGAGCCUCCAGGGCUGCUAAGUUCAAGGCCCUCUUGGAACCUGAGGAGUCCUGCGGAGGAGCUGAAGGUCUUCAGGGUCCUUGGGGUGAUUGACAAGGUGCUGCUGGUUAUAGAUAAAAGGACACAGGAGACAUUCAUUUUGAAAGGUCUGAGGAAAAGUAGCGAGUGCGGCAGGAACAAAAAGACCAUCAUCCCCCGCUGUGUGCCCAACAUGGUGCGUCUGCACAAGUACAUCAUCUCUGAGGAUUCCAUUUUCCUUGUACUGCAGCACGCAGAAGGUGGAAAACUAUGGUCCUAUGUGAGCAAGUUCCUGAACAAAAGCCCGGAAGAAUGCUUUGACAUCCCUUUCAUUCAGAAGUCGCACAUUACAUCAGUUCACACAGAUGGACACUUCGUGUCUGGAACAGAGGAUGCAGGCAGUAGCAUUGAAUCCGGGGAACAGGGGAACAUCAAAACACUACAAGUCCUGCCUUUGAAGACCAGCCUCACCCCAAGUUCCCAAGAUGAUAGCAGCACUCAGGAUGAUGAUGGACAGGAUAGCUCUCGUGCACUGUUUGAUUCUGGUGCUACUUCCGAAGAAGAGUGCACCAACAGCUACUUGACCUUAUGCAAUGAGUAUGAGCAGGAGAAGAUUGAGCCUGGCUCCCUGACUGAGGAUCCUCUGUUGAAAGUGGAAGUUGAACAGACUGGGGCUUGUGAGGUAAUACCAUCAUCAAGACCACAUUCCCUGCUCAGCAAUGACAGCCUCUGUUCCCCCAUCACUACUCAGGAGCUGAAGUUCUUCACAGAAGAUGUCAGUUCUGAGGUCUUCAGUCCCUCCAAAACUGUAGAUUCUCUAGACCAGUCAAAAAAGAGCCCUAUGGAGUUCUUCAGGAUAGACAGCAAAGACAGUGCAAGUGAUGUCUUGGGUGUUGAGGUAGGUGACAAGGUCUCAGGGCUAAAGAUCGAGCCCCCCAAGCCUUUUCAAUCUGCCACAGUUGUAGAGACAUAUCCUUUAGACAAUGUGGCAGUCAAAGGAAGCAAAAUGGACUUUGCAGCCUUUGAUAGUGACAGAGGAUCCAAUGAGUCAGUCCCUGUUAUUUCUUUCAAAGAUGCAGUUGUUGAAGACACAGGUGAUGAAGGACGACCACCUGACCUUCUGGUAAACUUGCCUGGAAUUUCAGAUUCAUCCUCAGAUUCAUCUGUUUCGGUUCAUGUGGAAGAGACUAAAGGAUCCCCAAGGUUUGGAAAGCCAGAUGUUCUACAGCUCAAUAACAGCACAGGGCAAGACACCCUCUUCACUCAGUUUCUUGGGGAUGACCUCUUGGUGUCUAGAGGUGCCAUUUCAAAUACCUCAGCUGCCAGUCAUGAAAAGCACCUCCUUGAUCAAUUUAGCAGUGCACUACACAAAGACAGUUGUCUAGCUUUAAGUUUGGAAGUAGCUGAAAGUGACACAGUGCCUGAUGAGUCUGCAGAUUUCUCUCAGGAACUCUUUGCUCCAGAGUCUUUAAGUUUACAUGCAUCACAGAAAACAGAGACUCCAAAUAUGACCAAAAGUGAGUCUUCAGCAGAGGCAGAGCAGAGUUUACACAGAGUAGGUGUCUUGGGAGAGGCUGAAUCAAAUACCAAUGAGCAGGUUCUGCUUUUUGAACAGGACAGCCAAGAUGACAAGGAAGACAAAGAGAGCAAAGCUCAAUGUCUCGGUGAGGAAGAAGGGACAGAAGACAAAGAUAUUUCUCAGCUUUUCAAGGACUUAGAUGAACUUUUAGUCCUGGCGUCCCAAGCUCACAUCCCUGAAGUGUACAUUCAGCGCUGGGCGGUGGAGCUGGUUCUUGCCCUUGAGGCACUUCACCAAGAAGGAAUUGUGUGUCGUGAUUUGAACCCAAACAACAUCUUAUUGAAUGAUAGAGGACACAUUCAGCUAACAUAUUUCUGCAGGUGGACUGAGGUUGAAGACUCCUACGACAGCGAAGCAGUUGCCAGAAUGUACUGUGCCCCAGAAGUUGGAGGCAUUUGUGAAGAGACUGAAGCCUGUGACUGGUGGAGUUUGGGUGCCAUCCUGUUUGAGCUCCUCACUGGGAAGUCACUGUAUCAGUGCCAUCCUGCAGGAAUCAAUCGGCACACCUCCCUCAACAUGCCAGACUACGUAUCAGAGGAAGCCAAAUCCUUAGUACAGCAGCUUCUACAGUUCAACCCCGUUGAGAGGCUGGGUGCUGGAGUAGCUGGUGUGGAGGACAUUAAAUCACAUCCAUUCUUCUCUAAAGUGGACUGGACCAAGUAGACCAUUGACUUUCAAGCGCAUGGAUGGCACUGGUGUCCACCUCUUAUCUCUGGACAGUGGAACAGAAGAAUAAGACCCCGGCAUAGACACAGCUUUCAGGGGUAUGAGUGUCUUCUGCAUCAUCACCAAAAACUGAUAAGUUUGUAUUGAGUUUUUGUGCAGUUUAAGUUGCUUGCUGAAAUAGCGUCAGGUGCAACAUAGGUGUACUGAAUGUCUUGCACAAUUCACAGUACUGCAAAUAAAACUGUAUACAAUAAAAGGUGCAGCUUUUUUACUAAUUUUUUUAGAUGAAAAGCCAUAUGAAAUAUUUUAGCAGGUACACUAAUAUAAAGAUAACAACAAAAGCUAUUAAUGCUUCGCCAUUCAUUGUGGAUUAAGUAAUGUAUGAUUCAAGACUCAAUUAACUCAUUAGCUGCCACAAAUUUCCAGAAUACUGACCCUCACCCCAUCCCUCUUCCAGUCUGCAAAACCAAUAUGGCCACCAAUGUUUUAAAUUUUCACAAUCUCACUGAUUUAGCUAAAUGGUGAGAGUACUUGUUUUUUUAUUGCUUUAAUCACAUUUUUUUCAUAUAUUAAGCAAUUUUAGCAGGCUUCCAAUGUUUGUUUCUGCCUCUGUACUACAACUCUCAUACCUGUUUCAAGACCAGAUGUACUGUACUGUAGCGUAGUAGCUUAAAGUAUAGGCCAGUAUAUCUAAGCGCAAUGAAAUGGUUAUGAUAGAGCAAAACCAGUAAUUGGAUUAACACUUUAUACACUGAGUUUUGUUUCCAUCUAUUUCUUACAUAAGAUUAGAGAUCAUUUGUCAAUAAAAAGCCUUUUGAGUAACAAUGUUAUAAUAUAUUGAAUACUAACAAUAAGAUAAGGGAAGUUUAGUAUAAUUCAUAAAUAAAUGUUGAAUGGAUUAGUGUUACUCCUGCUACUCCCACACAUAAAUACAUUUAGAGUCACAACCAAGAGAACUUUACAUGUACAGAUAAUCAUUAUUCACAAUUGCUGUUUACAUAAUUUUACUAAAUUCUCAGUGAGAAAGUUAUCCCAUUUUUAUUUUAUCACAUUGCAGUACAUUUCAUGAAAUUAAAGUUUCGAACGUAUCCAAGUUGAAACUCCUGCAACAUUUUCAGGAUAAUGCAGAAGCAGAUCCCAUGCUUUCUCCCUUUCUUUUUGUGUUUUGUUGUUAAAAUGUACUAAUGACAUCGACACAUGAAAGCAGCUGCAGGACGUGACUUUAGGGGAAUUAGGGAUCCAGUACUUGGGGAUUUUAGGCUUAGCCACUAGAACCAUGGCUAUUCUGACUCCCAGAACAUUUUCAGUCUCCUUGCUGUCUAGGGGCUUCUAGCCAUUCAGAAAAGAAAUCCAGUCUGGACAAUUGCCUCAACAUAUUUAUUUGUUUCCGUGACAAUAGUUGUGAUUACAUCAGGGAAAAAAAUGGGGAAAAAAGCAUCUGUGCUACUCCAUACCUUUUGAGGACCUAAUGGAAUGUCAUCAUAGUCUCCCCUGCUGCUGCAAAGCACACUCUCCCUGCCUGUCAGUUCAUGCCACCCCCCAUAUUAUGUCUCUUUUCUGUUUGUUCGCCCACUCAUUUCAGUCACGUCAACAAAUGUGUUUUUUUAACUCCUUGUAUCACUGCUCUUUCUGUACAUUUUCAAACCCCUCUAGGUCCUCACUAACGAAUUUCUCUUCACUCUCGAUGUCCCAAUCAAACACUAGUUCUCCACCACCACUCUCCACACUUAUUAGCCUUUUUUUUCCUCUCAACUCACUCUUCACCUCUUUACACGGCAGUGUUAGCGUCUAACUAACUCAAAUAACUUUUAGUAAAAGGCAUAGUCUGUUGCCAUUAGGGAAUGCAAAAUGUAGAAACAAGCAUUUAAUUGCGUAUAAAACAUUAUUUUCCUUCAUAAAACCCUUCCAACAAUCAUUUUAUUGGGUAGAAAAUAUUUUCCUUAAGUAUUUCUGUUGACAAUAGCCAACCUUAACAUUCUGGAUCAUUAAUCGUUUGGGAAAAUACAGUAUAGUCACUGAGGGCAGUUAAUGAGUUAAGCUGCUCUUAUUGCAGACAGGGGUCAGAUUAAUUUUAAAUGCCUAAUUAAAAACUAUUUAUAUUUUUGACAUAUAAAUGAUCAAUGGACUACCUUAUAAUGAAGGAUUACAGACACUUAAAAUAUUUCUACCUUUUCCUGAUUCUUGCUUUUCCAUCUGUGUUGCACUGCUUUUUGAUUUUUCAUGUGAUGUUUUUCCUGUUAGCAGCCAGUUUUGGGGAAAUAUAAGACAUUUUCAACAGUAAUAAUCAACUCUUAACAAAGUCCCCAUAGCUUUGAGCAGCAACUCAAGUAAAGCUUACUUUAAUUUAGUUCAAUAUUUAUAAUAUCAUCUAUUGCAGUUCAGAUCAAGAGUACUAUUAGGUGGAACUAAAUGAAUUAGCAUUUUUUUCUUCAUAAACUGUGCUACAUAAACCCAGAGUCCUGGGUUGUCUCUAACACUUAUACCAGACAAACUGUUAAAACCUUCAUUUUCAUAUAAUGUUCUCAGUAUGAAAGCUCAGUAUAUAAUCUGUAUGAAAAUAUGGAAAGGCUGCCGGGGAACUCACUUAUAGAGUACAUCUUUGAGAAUUGAAAAACUAGAUGCAUUAAACUUGGGUGCAAUAUGUUCCUGUUUUCAAAUACUAUAAAUAUCAGUUACAGUAUGUUCCCUAACUUUUAGAUGCCUUCUGUUUAGAAGUGCUCACCUGAUAUUGUGCAGAAACCUCCACAUUCCUGUGCUAGAACUUUGAUACAAUUUGAUGAUGAAGACAACAUCUGCACAUCUGCAGGUGGAUUUUGCCAAGCUUCCCUUUUCUGUGCUGCAUGACCAGAUAGGACACUUUUUGCUUAGGACAUGUGGGGCCUUGCAGAACUAUUCAUAAGCUUACUACAAAGUCCCAUUUUGUGAUAUUACAAAUUGAUGCAUAUGAUUUUUAAAAAACGUAAUAUUUUCAAAACCUGAAUGCUCAAACUGAAAAUUUCUAACUAAACUAAACUAAA
Molecule: messenger RNA, 6382 nt
Organism: Lepisosteus oculatus (spotted gar)
Lineage: Eukaryota; Metazoa; Chordata; Actinopteri; Semionotiformes; Lepisosteidae
Gene: rps6kc1
Product: ribosomal protein S6 kinase polypeptide 1
Biological process (GO): protein phosphorylation
Cellular component (GO): early endosome
Molecular function (GO): ATP binding; protein kinase activity; phosphatidylinositol binding
Source: RefSeq, a predicted model, not a curated record